Molecule: messenger RNA, 2328 nt
Organism: Felis catus (domestic cat)
Lineage: Eukaryota; Metazoa; Chordata; Mammalia; Carnivora; Felidae
Gene: EDEM2
Product: ER degradation enhancing alpha-mannosidase like protein 2
Exons: 15
Coding region: 496-2274 (592 amino acids)
Biological process (GO): carbohydrate metabolic process; mannose trimming involved in glycoprotein ERAD pathway; endoplasmic reticulum mannose trimming
Cellular component (GO): endoplasmic reticulum; membrane
Molecular function (GO): calcium ion binding; mannosyl-oligosaccharide 1,2-alpha-mannosidase activity
Source: RefSeq, a predicted model, not a curated record
CCGAAUUUGUUCGCUUCUUAGCCUGCACCCAAACCAGCUUAAACCUUCGUGCUCACCCCCACCCUACAGCUUCUCCAGCCGUCUGGGUUCUGGGGCAGCCCUCCCUGGCCCUGGCUUCCAGAACCAGGCCAGGACUCCUGAUUUGAUAACUCGAGGAAGCCCUAGAGUACAUCUGAGGUCCACUAUUUGAGAAAUGCUGUCUGAAAGAGUGAAGUCAGUCUAUGAAAACAUCUCUCAAAUGUGAGUCAUCUCUGCAGAUGAGAGCCUGGCUUGGUAGCUGGGCUGGGCUUCCUUCUCAUCAGAGCUUAGUGAACUCAGACAUCACUGUUGGACUCCUUGAAAAGAGAUGAGGACAGAAGGUGCCUGGAAGCAGCCCCUGAAGCCAGCUGGAAGGCGCAGUGGCGCGGAUUCCCGGAACAACCCGCAGAGGCUCCCAGGAUGAGCGGGUGGCGGUGGCUGCUACCGCGGCGGCGGCGCUGAUAGGACACGGGCUCUAUGCCUUUCCGGCUGCUUGUCCCGCUCGGCCUCCUGUGCGCGCUGCUGCCCCUGCACCAUGGUGCGCCAGGUCCAGGUGGCACCGCGCCCGACCCCGCCCACUACAGGGAGCGAGUCAAGGCCAUGUUCUACCACGCCUACGACAGCUACCUCGAGAAUGCCUUUCCCUACGACGAGCUGCGACCUCUCACCUGUGACGGGCACGACACCUGGGGCAGUUUUUCUCUGACGCUAAUUGAUGCCCUGGACACCUUGCUGAUUUUGGGGAAUGUCUCAGAAUUCCAAAGAGUGGUUGAAGUGCUCCAGGACAACGUAGACUUUGAUAUUGAUGUGAAUGCCUCCGUGUUUGAAACCAACAUCCGAGAUCCCAACUUUAUGGAGGUUAUCUUUUAUCAGACUCUCCACUUUGUGGUAGGAGGGCUUCUGUCUGCUCACCUGCUAUCAAAGAAGGCUGGAGUGGAAGUAGAGGCCGGAUGGCCCUGCUCUGGACCUCUCCUGAGGAUGGCUGAGGAGGCAGCCCGAAAACUCCUCCCAGCAUUUCAGACCCCCACUGGCAUGCCGUAUGGAACGGUGAACCUGCUUCAUGGCGUGAACCCGGGAGAAACCCCUGUCACCUGUACAGCAGGGAUCGGGACCUUCAUUGUAGAAUUUGCCACCCUGAGCAGCCUCACUGGUGACCCCGUGUUCGAAGAUGUGGCCAGAGUGGCCCUCAUGCGCCUCUGGGAGAGCCGGUCAGAUAUUGGGCUGGUUGGCAACCAUAUUGAUGUGCUCACUGGAAAGUGGGUGGCCCAGGACUCGGGCAUUGGGGCUGGCGUGGAUUCCUACUUUGAGUACCUGGUGAAAGGAGCCAUCCUACUUCAGGAUAAGAAGCUCAUGGCCAUGUUCCUAGAAUACAACAAAGCCAUUCGGAAUUACACCCGCUUCGAUGACUGGUACCUGUGGGUGCAGAUGUACAAGGGGACUGUGUCCAUGCCGGUCUUCCAGUCCCUAGAGGCCUACUGGCCUGGUCUUCAGAGCCUCAUUGGGGACAUUGACAAUGCCAUGAGGACCUUCCUCAACUAUUACACUGUAUGGAAGCAGUUUGGGGGGCUCCCGGAAUUCUACAACAUUCCUCAGGGAUACACAGUGGAGAAGCGAGAGGGCUACCCUCUUCGGCCAGAACUCAUUGAGAGCGCAAUGUACCUCUACCGUGCCACGGGGGAUCCCACCCUCUUAGAACUUGGAAGAGAUGCCGUGGAAUCCAUCGAAAAAAUCAGCAAGGUGGAGUGUGGAUUUGCAACAAUCAAAGAUCUGCGAGACCACAAGCUUGACAACCGUAUGGAGUCUUUCUUUCUGGCCGAGACUGUGAAAUACCUCUACCUUCUGUUUGACCCAACCAACUUCAUUCACAACAAUGGCUCCACCUUUGACGCGGUGAUAACCCCUUAUGGGGAGUGCAUCCUGGGGGCUGGGGGUUACAUCUUCAACACAGAAGCGCACCCCAUCGACCCCGCUGCCCUGCACUGUUGCCAGAGGCUGAAGGAAGAGCAGUGGGAAGUGGAAGACUUGAUGAGGGAAUUCUACUCUCUCAAACGGAACAGGUCAAGAUUUCAGAAAAAAACGAUGAGCUCGGGGCCAUGGCAACCUCCAGCAGGGCCGGGAACGUCCUCCUCUGAAAACGAAGACGAGGCAAGGGACAAGAGGCCUACCAAGCAGAAAAUCCCACUCCUCAGCUGCCCAAGUCAGCCCUUUACCUCCAAGCUGGCAUUACUGGGACAGGUUUUCCUGGACUCCUCGUAACCACUGGAUGACUUUUUUGUUUUGUGUUUGAUAUAAAAUAUGACAAUAACUCUG